This is a messenger RNA of Bubalus bubalis (water buffalo), 1666 nucleotides long. It is a transcript of the gene CTSZ, whose product is annotated as cathepsin Z. The transcript is spliced from 6 exons. Gene Ontology annotation, cellular component: lysosome. Gene Ontology annotation, molecular function: cysteine-type endopeptidase activity. NCBI's taxonomy places the organism in Eukaryota, Metazoa, Chordata, Mammalia, Artiodactyla, Bovidae. The coding region runs from base 16 to 1221 and encodes 401 amino acids. The record is from RefSeq and is a predicted model, not a curated record.
GGGCCCUAAGAAUGAAUGAGGUCUGAUAGAUCAGAGGCAAGAGGCAAGUGGCGGGGUCGGGGCGGGGUCCGCAGAGGCCUGGCGCGUGAGGCCUGGCGCGUGACCCGAGCCCGGACGGGCCGGGCGGCCGGGCGGGGCGGGGCCGGGUCACCGGGGGCAGCAGCGCGCCCCGCCCCGGGGGAGUGUCCCGCCGGGCGCAGACACCUUAAGGGCCUGCGGGCCGGGGAGGAAGCCUGCGGAGGGGUGACCAGCGCGAGAUCUGAGUUAGGAUUUAAGUCGGGGUCUGAUCGCACCGGCGAGGGAGCCAUGGCGUCGUCCGGGCCGCUGGUGCCGCCGCUGCUGCUGCUGCUCGUGCUGCUGGCGGGCGCGGCGCGGGCCGGCCUCCACUUCCGCCCGGGCCGCGGCUGCUACCGGCCUCUGCGGGGAGACCGGCUCACCCAACUGGGGCGCAGGACGUACCCCCGGCCUCAUGAGUACCUGUCCCCGUCGGAUCUCCCCAAGAGCUGGGACUGGCGCAAUGUGAAUGGGGUCAACUACGCCAGUGUCACCAGAAACCAGCACAUCCCCCAGUACUGUGGCUCCUGCUGGGCGCAUGGCAGCACCAGUGCCAUGGCGGACCGGAUCAACAUCAAGAGGAAGGGGGCGUGGCCGUCCACAUUGCUGUCGGUGCAGCACGUGAUCGACUGCGGCGACGCGGGCUCUUGUGAGGGGGGCAACGACCUGCCGGUGUGGGAGUAUGCCCACCGGCAUGGCAUCCCCGACGAGACCUGCAACAACUACCAGGCCAAGGACCAAGAGUGUGACAAGUUUAACCAGUGUGGGACGUGCACUGAAUUCAAAGAGUGCCACGUUAUCCAGAACUACACCCUCUGGAAGGUCGGUGACUACGGCUCCCUUUCGGGGAGGGAGAAGAUGAUGGCAGAAAUCUACACCAAUGGCCCCAUCAGCUGUGGCAUAAUGGCAACAGAAAAGAUGUCUAACUACACUGGUGGCAUCUACUCCGAAUACAACGAGCAGGCCUUCAUAAACCACAUCGUCUCCGUGGCCGGGUGGGGUGUCAGCGAUGGCAUGGAGUACUGGAUUGUCCGGAACUCGUGGGGAGAACCAUGGGGCGAGCACGGCUGGAUGCGGAUCGUGACCAGCACCUACAAAGGUGGGGAGGGCGCCCGUUACAACCUGGCCAUCGAGGAGAGCUGCACGUUUGGGGACCCCAUCGUUUAAGGCAGAGCAGCUCAUACAGAAAGGAUCGCGAGAGCCGGAACCAGAGGGGAUCCCAUUGUCACAGGCACCGGGGUGGCGCUGCCGUGGUUUGAAGGAACUGGGGGUUGACGUUCACGUGACAGCCAGUGAUGGCCCUGAGCACCGAGGACAGGCACGGUGGAAAUGCCACACAGGCUGACAUGGGGGCGAGCCGGGGAGCCGCCAGCUCCGUGCCCGCACUGGACGGCUUCCUGCCGCGAGAACAGCCUGGAGAAGCGGGAUCUGAGGGGCAGUGAACGAUGUGACCUCCGUAGCAGAUGACUUGGCAGCUGUGGUCUGGGAGGAAAAACAGCUCGCACACACCACCAGUUCCUUUGUCACCUUGAAACCAAUGGGGCGCACAGGGGGGGAGAUGGUAAUUUCGAGUUGCCCAAGUGAUGAAUAAAAUGCACACUUCACACCAGAA